AUGCGAGUUUCUGUGGCCUUUGCCUCUUUGCUAGCCACAGGUGCGCAGGCGCAGCAAUUGUUCAUUACAACAACCGGCUACUCUGACCGUCCGCAAUGUACACUGCCGGCUACCUCGCCCCAGUAUUCGUUUCGACCAUUCUUCUUUGCCUUGAAUGAAACCGUCCGGUAUGCGACUUCAGUCCCCACUCCGACUUCAACUCGAACAUAUGCACCGCCAUAUUCUGAGGCCGUCAAGCACCUUGUCACAAGCCCGGUGACUACGACAUGGGGUAGCUAUCUACCUGAUCACACUGUGAUCACAGCCACAGACACAGACGACCCAUAUGGACAAGCAGCAUGGUCUUCCCUCUGGCAAAACGUCAAACUCGAGAACUACACAACUACCGGACUAUAUUCAACUACCAUUAGCCCAACACCGGUUCCUAGCAGUGAGUUGGUCCUGCCGCCAAGAGACUAUUUUGGGCCAACAGAUUGCUACAAUUUCCCCGACGACUUCAUCUUUGGAGUUGCAGGAAGCGCUGCUCAAGUGGAAGGUGCAGUGGCCCUAGAGGGCCGAGGACCUAGCAUUCAGGAAAAGCUAGUGAACUCCACUAAGCCCAAAAACUACGUGACAGCUGAGAAUUACUUCUUGUACAAACAAGAUAUUCAACGCCUAUCUGCUAUGGGAGUCAAAUACUACAGCUUUUCGAUUCCGUGGACGCGAAUUCUGCCUUUCGCACUACCCGGGACUCCUGUGAACCAGGAGGGUAUCAAGCAUUACGAUGAUCUGAUCAACACGGUUCUUGAUGCCGGAAUGCAGCCGAUAGUGACCCUGCUUCACUUCGACACCCCGUGGUUGUUCGUGUCCAGUGACGACAACUUUACGGCCAAGCCCGACAUUGGUUAUUACAACGGAGGUUAUCACAACGAGACCUUUGUGGAUGCCUACGUCAACUACGCUAAGAUUGUCUUAUCCCACUUUGCCGAUCGAGUGCCGAUUUGGGUCAGUUUCAACGAGCCUUUCCUCUACUCGUUUGAUUUUGCUGGAGCCAAUAACGUUGUACAUGCGCACGCGCAAGUGUACCGUUUCUACCAUGACGAACUGAAAGCGACUGGAAAGUUGGGCAUCAAGUUCAAUGAUAACUUUGGCGUUCCUCGCGAUCCCAGAAAUUCAAGCGACAUCCACGCCGCGAACCGGUUCCAAGAGAUCCAGCUAGGCCUUUUCGCUAACCCCAUCUUCCUUGGGCAGCAAUACCCGGAUUCGGUCCUGACAAGCUUACCUGGUGCCAGGCGCCUCAGCAACGAGGAGCUGUCUUAUAUAGGCAACUCAUCCGACUUCUUCGGGAUUGACCCGUACACUGCGACAGUGGUAUCUCAACCAGCUGAGGGAAUAGAUGCUUGCGCUGCCAACUCCUCGGCAGAUAAUUCCUUGUGGCCUUUCUGUGUUGUGCAGGAGACAGAGAACGUGUAUGGUUGGAAUAUCGGGUAUCGCGGUCAGAGUUAUGUCUAUAUAACCCCAACGUAUCUACGGGAGUACCUGAACUAUCUUUGGAACACCUUCCGUCAGCCUGUGUUUGUGUCUGAAUUUGGGCUCCCGGUAUUCGGCGAAGCGGCCAAGGACCUUCCAGACCAACGAUUCGACACCCCGCGCAGCUCCUACUAUCUUUCGUUCAUGUCGGAAAUUCUGAAGGCCAUUCACAAGGACGGGGUUCAUGUGAUGGGCGCCUUAGCUUGGUCCUGGGUUGAUAAUUGGGAAUUUGGCGACAAUACACAACAGUUCGGGAUGCAGGUUGUGAAUAAGACGACCCAGCAGCGCUUUUACAAGAAAAGCUUCUUUGACGUGGUUGACUUUGUAAGUGCUCGACUGCAGUCUUCUUGA
Messenger RNA from Penicillium olsonii, 1860 nucleotides. The record is from the annotation of a GenBank genome assembly. Lineage: Eukaryota; Fungi; Ascomycota; Eurotiomycetes; Eurotiales; Aspergillaceae.